Messenger RNA from Serendipita indica DSM 11827, 846 nucleotides. NCBI's taxonomy places the organism in Eukaryota, Fungi, Basidiomycota, Agaricomycetes, Sebacinales, Serendipitaceae. The record is from the annotation of a GenBank genome assembly.
AUGGCAGCAUUCUCGCCAGCUGUGCUCAUUUGGAAAGAGUCGACGACUGGGACCGGAGCGGGCUCUGGAAAAUGGACGACCAUCAAGGAGCAUAGUUUACACAGCGCCAGUGUAAAUUCGGUUGCCUGGGCACCCCACGAAUUGGGUGCAAUACUCGCCUGUGCAUCGAGUGAUGGACGGGUUUCUGUUUUGACGUUCAAGAACGAUGGCACUUGGGAUGCCUCGUUGUUCACCGCGCACGCGACUGGAUGCAAUGCCAUUUCCUGGUCACCCUCUGUCCUCCCUGGUUCCCUAAUCUCCCCGCAAAACCUGGCUGGAUCCAGCUCAAAUGCGCAACCGACUCCUGUCCAGAGGUUCAUUACCGCGGGCUCUGACAAUCUGCUCAAGGUCUGGACACUCAAUACGAAUCCGGCGACGUCACCGUCUGGCAGCUUUUCAACACCAGGCUAUGACCUCGCGUCGACUCCUGGUGCAAAUUCGAAUGCAAAUGCGACGUGGAUUCUAGAGGAAACGCUCGAGGGACAUUCCGACUGGGUGCGCGAUGUGGCAUGGGCGCCAAACGUUGGUCUGCCGCGGAGCUACGUGGCGAGCUGUGGCCAAGAUAGAAGGGUGUUCAUCUGGACCAAGGAUGGCGAGCAGAAGAAGUGGGAAAAGGUUGCACUGGACGCGGGUGGGCUCGAGGGCAAUGCGAACAGCGAAGAUGGCAAGUUUCCGUCUGUAGUAUGGCGCGUCUCGUGGUCGCUUGCGGGUAAUAUCCUGGCCGUGAGCUGUGCAGAUGGCAAAGUGAGUCUGUGGAAGGAGAAUCUACGCGGCAAGUGGGAGUGCAUCAGUGAAAUGGACAGCUAG